This is a messenger RNA of Vicugna pacos (alpaca), 786 nucleotides long. Lineage: Eukaryota; Metazoa; Chordata; Mammalia; Artiodactyla; Camelidae. The record is from RefSeq and is a predicted model, not a curated record.
GGGACCCUCCCCAAACCCACCAUAUGGGCUGAGCCAGGCUUUGUGAUCCCCUGGAAUAGCCCUGUGACCAUCUGGUGUCAGGGGACCCUAAGGGCUCAGGAGUUCCGUCUGCAUAAAGAGGGGAGCCCAGCCUUCUUGUACACACUGCUCCCACUGAAGCCCGGGGACAAGGCCACGUUCUCCAUCCCACACAUGACGGAGGAGCACACAGGGAGAUACCAGUGUUUCUAUCACAGCCGUACUGGCUGGUCAGAGCUCAGUGACCCCCUGGAGCUGGUGGUGACAGUGUCUCGGAAGCCCUCCCUCCUGACCCCGCAGGGCCCUGUUGUGGCCUUGGGACAGAACCUGACCCUCCAGUGUCGCUCUGAUGUCAGCUAUGACAGAUUCACUCUGUCCAAAGAGGGGAGACAGGACCUCACCCAGCGCCCUGGCCGGCAGCCCCAGGCUGGGCUCUCUCAGGCCGACUUCCCCCUGAGCCUGGUGAUUCGCUCUGAUGGGGGCCGGUACACAUGCUACGGGUUACACAACCUCUCCUCCGAGUGGUCGGCCCCCAGCGACCCCCUGGACAUUCUGGUGGCAGGACAGCUCCCUGACACCCCCGCCCUCUCGGUGCAGCCGGGCCCCACGGUGGCCUCAGGAGAGAACGUGACCCUGCUGUGUCAGUCAAAGCUCUCCAGAGACACCGUCGUGUCGAGCCUGAAACAGCAGGAUCCCGAGGCCCACCAGGAUCAAGGCAGCCACGCCCAUGCGGAUGAGAUUCCCCAGUGUGUAGUCCUGGGGGCGUGA